This is a messenger RNA of Talpa occidentalis (Iberian mole), 8730 nucleotides long. It is a transcript of the gene PRR12, whose product is annotated as proline rich 12. Lineage: Eukaryota; Metazoa; Chordata; Mammalia; Eulipotyphla; Talpidae. The record is from RefSeq and is a predicted model, not a curated record.
CUCCCCCCAAUUUCCACCGCGGCCAAUUCAUGGACAGGAACUACCCCAGCGCCGGCUUCGGGGACCCGCUCGGCGCCGGGGCGGGAUGGAGUUACGAGAGGUCAGCGAAAGCUAGCUUGGUCUAUGGCAGCUCCAGGACCUCGCACCCCGAGACGGACAUCUUACACCGCCAGGCCUACGCGGCCCCCCACCCACUGCAAAGCUAUGCCACCAACCACCACCCGGCAGGCCUCUCUGGACUCUUUGACACUGGCCUCCAUCACGCGGGCUCAGCAGGGCCCGACGCCUCCGUCAUGAACCUCAUCUCGGCCCUGGAGUCCCGGGGCCCCCAGCCUGGCCCUUCUGCCUCUUCUCUCCUCUCCCAGUUCCGCAGCCCUUCCUGGCAAACAGCCAUGCACACGCCAGGCCCCACGGAGCUCUUCAUCUCAGGCGCCCUGCCGGGUUCCAGCACCUUCCCAUCUUCUUCUGCCCUGUCGGCCUACCAGCACCCAGCUUCCUUUGGCAGCCGCCCCUUCCCGGUGCCCUCAUCCCUUAGCCUCCAGGACCCCCCAUUCAGCCCCCCGGCUAACGGGCUCCUGUCCCCUCAUGAUGUGCUGCACCUGAAGCCCUCGCAGGCACCCACGGUGCCCUCCUCGCUAGGCUUUGAGCGCCUGGCGGGGGGUGGUGUCCUGGGGCCCGCUGGUCUUGGCCCAGCCCAGACCCCUCCUUACCGCCCUGGCCCCCCAGACCCACCCCCACCUCCUCGACAUCUCCCAACUCAAUUCAACCUGCUGGCUUCCUCUUCUGCUGCUGCCGCCGCUGCCGAACAAUCCUCCCCACAGCUCUAUAACUUCUCGGGAGCUGCUCCGGGCCCCCCACCACCUGAGCGGGCCCUGCCCCGCCAGGACACGGUCAUCAAGCACUACCAGCGGCCAGCCAGUGCCCAGCCCCCACCACCCCCGCCACCAGCCCAUGCCCUCCAGCACUACCUGAGCUGUGGAGGCAGCUACCCCUCCAUGGGUCACCGGGCCAACCUGGCCUGCAGCCCCCUGGGCGGUGGGGAACCUUCCCCAGGCGCUGGUGAGCCUAGCAAGGCUGGGCCCAGUGGAGCCACUGCUGGGGCUUCUGGCCGGGCUGCUGGCCCUGAGGCGACCGGUGGAGGUGGGGCGGGCGGCGGUGGUGGAGGUUACCGCCCCAUCAUUCAGUCGCCUGGUUAUAAGACGGGCAAAGGCGGUUAUGGAGCCGCCGCAGGUGGUGCCACUAGGCCCCCACCACCCCGCUCGACCGCCACCCCCAAAUGCCAGAGCCUGGGCGGGCCAGGGGCAGCCUAUGCCACCGGAAAGGCCUCCGGGGCUGGUGGAGCAGGAGGCCAGGCCUAUUCCCCAGGUCAGCCCCAAGGGCUUCUGGGACCCCAGGCUUAUGGGCAAGGGUUUGGAGGCGGUCAAGCACAGGACUUGAGCAAAGGCCCCAGCUACUCUGGGGGCCCCCCACAACCUCCCAGUGGCCCCCCGCCUCCUGGUCUAGCCACGUGUCAGAGCUACUCCCCAGACCAGCUACAGGGGCAGCUGUAUGGGGUGCAAGGUGAGCCCUAUCCAGGACCAGCUGCCCACUCCCAGGGGCUUCCCACUGCCAGCCCCUCCCUCAGCUAUAGUACCGGCCAUUCCCCUGCGCUCUCGGGCCACGGAGGUGGCUGGGGGCCCAGCUCCCUGGGGGGCGGUGGAGAGGCCAGCCCUUCCCACAUCAUCCGACCCCUGCAGUCCCCACCAGCUCCCGGUCGCCCACCUGGUGUCGGCUCUCCGGGAGCCCCCGGCAAAUACCUGAGCUCUGUUCUGGCCUCAGCCCCGUUCCUGGCGCCCCCGGGAGCCGGCAGCUAUGCAGCCGGAGCAGGUGGCUACAAGGGCAAGGGGGACGGCUCGGAGCUGCUGGCGGGCCCCGGCGGGCCUCCAGCCGAGCGCACGGAGGAUGAGGAGUUCCUCAUCCAGCACCUCCUCCAGGCGCCCAGCCCCCCUCGGACCUCAGGGGCGGACGGUUUGGUGGGCGAAGAUGGGGCGGCUGACGGCUCCAAGGGACUUGGGGGGAAUGGCGGGGCUGGGGGCCCUCCCGGCACACCCUAUGAGCUGGCCAAGGAAGACCCCCAGAGGUACCAUCUGCAGAGUGUCAUCCGUACCAGUGCCAGCCUGGAUGAGGGUGCCACGGCCGCCCUGGAGCUGGGCCUGGGGAGGCUGAAGGAGAAGAAAAAAGGGCCAGAACGGGGUGGCGAGACCCCCGAGGGGCUGGCCACAUCAGUUGUCCACUAUGGGGCAGGUGCCAAGGAGUUGGGGGCCUUCCUGCAAAAGAGCCCGCCCCCGCCACCUCCCACUGCCCAGCCCGCCCAGCCCACCCCCCACAGUCUCCUCCUGGAGGCCGGGGGCCCUGAUCUCCCACUGGUGCUGCCUCCACCUCCCCCCCAGCUGCUCCCCUCUGUGCUCAGCCACGCGCCCAGCCCCUCUCCCAGCGCCCCCAAAGUUGGCGUCCAUCUCCUUGAGCCAGCCCCCCGGGACGGGGCCUCCCAGCCGCCCCCUCCGCCGCCCCCGCCUCCGCCACCCAUGCCCCUCCAGCUUGAGGCCCACCUCCGCAGCCACGGUCUGGAGCCCGGCGCCCCCAGUCCCCGCCUGCGACCCGAGGAGAGCCUGGAGCCACCUGGUGCCAUGCAGGAACUGCUCGGCGCCUUGGAGCCGCUGCCCCGGCCCGGGGACACCGGCGUGGGGCCACCUAAUGCCGAGGGCAAGGACCCCUCUGGUGCCUACCGCAGCCCCAGCCCACAAGGCACCAAGGCUCCCCGCUUCGUGCCACUCACGUCCAUCUGCUUCCCUGACUCCUUGCUCCAAGAUGAGGAGCGCAGCUUCUUCCCCACCAUGGAAGAGAUGUUCGGUGGAGGGGCAGCGGACGACUACGGCAAGGCCGGGCCACCGGAGGACGAGGGGGAUCCCAAGGCUGGGGCCGGACCGCCUCCGGGACCCCCGGCCUACGAUCCCUACGGGGCCUACUGCCCCGGUCGGCCGUCUGGAGCUGGGCCGGAGACCCCGGGCCUGGGCCUGGACCCCAACAAGCCGCCUGAGCUGCCCUCCACGGUCAACGCCGAGCCUCUGGGCCUGAUCCAGAGUGGGCCGCACCAGGCGGCUCCGCCGCCCCCGCCGCCGCCACCCCCGCCUGCCUCGGAGCCCAAGGGAGGCCUGACCUCGCCCAUCUUCUGCUCUACCAAGCCAAAGAAGCUGCUCAAAACAUCCUCCUUCCACCUGCUGAGGCGCCGCGACCCGCCCUUCCAGACGCCCAAGAAGCUGUACGCUCAGGAGUACGAGUUCGAGGCGGACGAGGACAAGGCCGACGUGCCGGCCGACAUCCGCCUCAACCCCCGGCGCCUGCCCGACUUGGUGUCCAGCUGCCGCUCCCGCCCGGCCCUCUCGCCGCUAGGUGACAUCGACUUCUGCCCGCCCAACCCGGGUCCCGAUGGGCCCCGGCGCCGCGGCCGCAAGCCCACCAAGGCCAAGCGUGAUGGCCCUCCCCGGCCUCGGGGGAGGCCCCGGAUCCGCCCGCUGGAGGUCCCCACCAGCGCUGGGCCGGCCUCCGCCUCCACGCCAGCUGAUGGGGCCAAGAAACCCCGGGGCCGAGGACGAGGCCGGGGCCGGAAGGUCGAGGAGGCCGGGGGCAACCGCCUGGAGCCGCUGAAGCCGCUAAAGAUCAAGCUCUCUGUGCCCAAGGCUGGUGAGGGUCUGGGAGUCUCGUCAGGCGAUAUCGUAUCGGGCGCCGACCACAACAGUCUGGACUCGAGCCUGACUCGGGAGAAGAUCGAGGCCAAGAUCAAGGAGGUAGAGGAGAAGCAGCCGGAGAUGAAGUCAGGCUUCAUGGCCUCCUUCCUGGACUUCCUCAAGUCAGGCAAGCGCCACCCGCCACUCUACCAGGCCGGCCUGACGCCUCCACUCAGCCCCCCUAAGACUGUGCCACCCACCGUGCCGGCCAGAGGUCUGCAGCCCCAGCCCCCCACAGCCCCCACCGUGCCGCACCCCCCUCCUGCCGGUGCCUUCGGGCUAGGGGGCGCGCUGGAGGCGGCUGAGAGCGAGGGGCUGGGGCUGGGCUGCCCUUCACCCUGUAAACGGCUGGAUGAGGAGCUGAAACGCAACCUGGAGACCCUGCCCUCUUUUUCCUCGGAUGAGGAAGACUCUGUCGCCAAGAACCGGGACCUGCAGGAGAGCAUCUCCUCUGCCAUCUCUGCCCUGGACGACCCACCCCUGGCUGGGCCUAAGGACACCUCCCCGCCAGACGGGCCCCCCUUGGCCACGGAGGCUGCAGUCCCGGGGCCACCCCCUCUCCCGGGGCUCCCCAGUGCCAGCAGCAAUGGCACACCUGAGCCCCCGCUGCUGGAGGAGAAGCCUCCUCCCUCGCCGCCUCCCGCUCCGACGCCGCAGCCGCCCCCUCCGCCCGCGCCGCCCGCCCUGCCCUCGCCGCCCCCGCUGGUGGCCCCAGCGCCCGCCUCUCCAGCCCCGCCGCCCCCGGCCCCCCCGCCGCCCCCCGCCCUGCCCUCGCCGCCCGCCCCGCCACCCCUGCCAGCUGCCACCGCCGCGGCCCCGCCCGCCGCGGCCCCGGAGGAGCCCGCCGCCCCCUCCCCCGAGGACCCCGAGCCGCCGGACGCCCGGCCCCUGCACCUGGCCAAGAAGCAGGAGACGGCGGCCCUGUGCGGGGAGACGGACGAGGAGGCCGGCGAGAGCGGCGGGGAGGGCAUCUUCCGCGAGCGGGACGAGUUCGUGAUCCGCGCCGAGGACAUCCCGUCCCUCAAGCUGGCAUUGCAGACGGGGCGUGAGCCCCCACCCAUCUGGCGAGUCCAGAAGGCCCUGCUGCAGAAAUUCACUCCAGAGAUCAAGGAUGGGCAGCGGCAGUUUUGUGCCACCAGUAAUUACUUGGGGUAUUUUGGGGACGCAAAAAACCGGUACCAGCGCCUUUAUGUAAAGUUCUUGGAAAACGUCAACAAGAAGGAUUACGUGAGGGUCUGUGCUCGAAAACCCUGGCACCGGCCCCCAGUGCCUGUCAGACGCUCUGGGCAGGCCAAGGGCCCUGCAGCUGUGGGGGGCAGCUCUGCCCCUCCCCCGAAGACCCCAGCACCCCCUCCUAAGCCUGAGACCCCUGAAAAGACCACAUCUGAAAAGCCCCCAGAACAGAUGCCUGAGACAGCGGUGCCUGAGCCUCCUGCGCCUGAGAAACCGUCCCCGCCGAGACCUGUCGAGAAGGAAAAGGACAAGGAGCGGGUGACGCGUGGGGAGCGUCCGCUGCGGGGCGAGCGGGGCGCAGGCGGGCGGCAGACACGGCCCGAGAGGAGCCUCACCGCGGGGCAGCCCGCCGCGUCCCGGCUGCCCAAGGCCCGGCCCACCAAGGUGAAGGCUGAGCCGCCUCCUAAGAAGAGGAAGAAGUGGUUGAAAGAGGCAGCAGGCAAUGCCUUGGGGGGUGGGGCCCCCCCAGGGAGCUCCUCGGACUCAGAGUCAUCUCCCGGAGCACCCAGUGAGGACGAGCGGGCAGUACCCGGGCGUCUGCUGAAGACACGGGCGAUGCGGGAGAUGUACCGGAGCUAUGUGGAGAUGUUGGUGAGCACAGCACUCGACCCUGACAUGAUCCAGGCCCUGGAGGAUACACAUGAUGAGCUGUACCUCCCACCCAUGCGGAAGAUCGACGGCCUCCUAAAUGAGCACAAGAAGAAAGUCCUGAAGCGGCUGUCGCUGAGCCCAGCUCUGCAGGACGCUCUGCACACGUUCCCCCAGCUGCAGGUGGAGCAGAGUGGGGAGGGCUCCCCCGAGGAUGGGGCCGUGCGGCUGCGGCCAGCCGGGGAACCCUACAACCGUAAGACGCUCAGCAAGCUCAAGAGGAGCGUGGUCCGAGCCCAGGAGUUCAAGGUUGAGCUGGACAAGUCGGGAUACUACACGCUCUACCACUCCCUCCACCACUAUAAGUACCACACCUUCCUGCGCUGCCGAGAUCAGACCCUGGCCAUCGAGGGCGGCGCUGAGGACCUGGGCCAGGAGGAGGUGGUCCAGCAGUGCAUGCGGAAUCAGCCGUGGCUGGAACAGCUCUUCGACUCCUUCAGCGACCUGCUGGCCCAAGCACAGGCCCACAGCCGCUGCGGGUGACCCCACUCAGCCUGGGGGACCACUGCCUCCAUGAACCGAGAAUUGGGACAGAACUGUGUCCUCAGGCGCUAUCCCCUGGGCCCUGGGCCUGGGAAGGGGGGGGUGUCAUUGGUCAGGGUGUGUCCAUGCUGCCCCCACAGGGCAGAGUUCAAAGGUCGACUCCCCCCUCUCCUGAGCCCUCUCCACUCCCUUCCCGGUCCUCCCACUGUCCUGUGUACAGAGAAAUUAUUUAUAUAUAUGUAUAAAUGUCUAUUUAGUAACGGUUUCCCUCCCCCCGCCCAAUCCCCCCCUCCACGGCCAUAGCCCCAGCCCCCUCCACCUUGUACAUAAUGUAUAGGAAAAGUCUAUGUAUGGUUGAGGGGGGGGCGGCUUCAGAGAGCUGGGGGUCCCCCUCCCCCCAAGUCCCUCCUCCAGGCCAAGAUCUUUGCUAAAGGCCAUUCCCUCCCCAGGGCAUUCAGCAUCGGGUGGGAGGGGGAAAACGCAUCUUGUUAAUUAUUUUUAAUCUUAUUUAUUGUACAUACCUGGGGCGGGGGCAGGGGAGGUGGAGGGGGGAGAAAGGUCCCCUCCUGUUGCCCCUCCUUUUCUACUGCGAUUUGUCUGUGUCUGCCCCCCACCCCAGACCCUCCCCUUGUUGUCUGGAUGUGGUUCUAUUUUUUAUGGGUCUCCUUUCCCCUCCUCUCUAACCCACUCUGCUCCCCCCCGCCCCGCCUCCGACCCCUACCUCCCCCCUCGUCUCUCGCUCUUUCUUGGGCUUCUGUACAACUCAACUUGUAUACACCGUGUACACACAACCAGCCAAACGAAAACCCAACGGCAAACACUUUACCGGCCGGCUGCAGUGCCUCUGUCCUGCGCGCGGGGCGGGGCUGGGCAGAGGGGCUGGGCUCCCGGUGUCCGUUGGUCUCACAAAUUGGCCCGGUCUGAAAUGUCGUGACUUCACAGACAUAUCGCACGGUUUGGGAGGAUCAGGAAUCGGGGCGCAGGCUAGCUGGGCUGUGCAGUCAGGUCAGCGGCCUGAUGAGUCGGUGUCGAGGAUUCCAGUGUUGACUUGCUGUGCUUAGAAGGUGACUCCGAUGGUGGAGCCGUCGGUUCCCGGCCACAGGUCCUCGCCUGGCGGUGGCUGGCAGUGAGCUCAAGGAGGAAGCCACAGGCUUUAUGUCCUGAUCUUGGACGUCACACUGUUCAUUGGGUGUCAGGAAGCGAUAUGCGUUCAGGGAGAGGACAGGAUCUUUGCUCCGAGAAGGCAGCAGUAGCCAGCUUUGAACAUCAGUACAGGCAAUUCUGUGUUGGGAGUUAGCCAGCCUUCUCUGGGCUCCCUAAUGUGAACUGGGGUGCGUCUCUGCCUUCUUGAGCCCUGUAACAACAAGGUCUGGAGUGGACGGCAGCUGGAAGUCCAGCCUGCAGAGCUGUGGAUGGAGGCCUGAGUUCUUGAGACCAAGUGCUUGACGUGCUAUGAGCCACCACGACCCCUGGGCUUGGUUCCCUUGGGAAGUGGUAGGUGCGCAUGAUCUCAAGGCGCGCCUGAGAUUCUCUGAGUUGCUGACUCAGAACCAACCCGCUUUUUAAUAAAAGCCUGAGUGGAUGCUACUGGACACUCAAGUUUGAGGAACAACGGACCACAAUAAGCAGUAAGCAGUUGGAAGUCAACUGUGGUAUUCCAGAGCCCAGCUCACAAUGCCACAAGUCAGCUGUUACCACUGGAUCCUGGCCAAGCUUAUGGUCAAGAUGGACUUCAGGCGUUCUAGAGCUGGAUCCACUGAAGAUGGGUUGGCCACAGGCUGGAUGGAGCCCCAGUGUGAGAUGUAAAGAUGGACUGUUGGCAUUCUGGAUCAAGACAGAGACCCUUGGGAACCUUGGAUAUUUUCUGGACUCCCACCCUGGUUCUAGAGCCCAGGUUUUGCUGAAUGGAGGGUGAUACUGCGUUGGAGAGCAGGUGGGAGUGAGGAAUGGACCCAAGACUUCGAGAAUCCUGUGGUGACUUGGAUUGAGUCUGGGUCGCACUCGUGUUCCAGUGGUGUCCUGUAGCACUUUGGGGGUACAGCCUCAGGCAGUUGGUGGUGUGGACUGAGACAUCACAUCCGUACCAAAAAGUUCCAGGCUGGUCAUUGUCCCAGGCCACAGGUCUGGGAUGGAAACUGGACUUUGUUCCAAAGAUUGGUGGGGCAGUAUCAUCCUCCUUGGUGGAAGAAUAACUGAGGUUGGCCUUAGAGAUCCAAUUAUUGCCCAAAUUGGUAUCCAGUUCCAACACUAACUGGGGAACUGAGUCACAGCCCACCUUGUCAGUUUUAUCAUUUGCAAAGUGGGCUUUUGGCAAGGUGGAGGAAAACCCGAUGCUUUAGCUCCUGUUGCUCAAAGCAGGCCAAUCAAAAGACUUGGAGGGGGUGAAAGAGAUGAGGAGACAAAGAUGGGCAGUGAGCAGACCAGAGUGAUUUAGGGUCACUGGGUGGCCGAGGCCAGGGGUGGGAGCAAAAGUAAGGACAUCCUGGCCAAGAAGGCCCAGUUGGACAUUGCAGGGGUCCAUCAGCGGCUGGCUCGGGGUAAGAGAAGUCUGCACAGCACCCCACUUGGGCUUGUUGAGUUCCUCACUGGGCUGGGGCAAAGG